Messenger RNA from Fonsecaea pedrosoi CBS 271.37, 1494 nucleotides. RefSeq lists its product as uncharacterized. Bases 1 to 1494 code for a protein of 497 amino acids. Lineage: Eukaryota; Fungi; Ascomycota; Eurotiomycetes; Chaetothyriales; Herpotrichiellaceae. The transcript has 4 exons. The record is from RefSeq and is a predicted model, not a curated record. Gene Ontology annotation, molecular function: carbohydrate:proton symporter activity. Gene Ontology annotation, biological process: carbohydrate transport; transmembrane transport. Gene Ontology annotation, cellular component: membrane.
AUGCAGAAAUACCAGCUCCUGUGCAUUAUUUUCGUCACUUUUGGCUCCUUCUUCUACGGCUAUGACUCUGGAUGUACAACAUCGGUCUUGGGCUAUUCGUCCUUCAUCGAAUACUUCGACCUCAAUGCAACGACUAUCGGAGCCUUCGGAUCUGCCUACUAUGGCGGCGGUGCCGUUGGCUGUUUCCUCAAUUACUAUCUGCCUGACAAGUUUGGACGUCUACGGACCAUCCAGGCGUCCUGCGUCCUCGGGUUGAUCGGCUCUGCCAUGCAAGCUGGGGCGACCAACUUUCCUGUCUUCUGUACCGGACGUGUCAUCACUGGCAUCGCAACAGGAACCAUCUUUUCUGUGUGUCCGACAUACGCUUCAGAGAUAGCAACCCCAGAGAUCAGAGGGCGUGUUGGCUCGCUCUACGCGUUCAACGUCAACUUUGCAUACAUGCUGACCGAGUGGGUGGGUCUCGGUUUCUACUACAUCAAGGGCAACGCCGCAUGGCGCACUCUGCUGGGGCUCCAGCUCGCCCCGGCCGCUUUCAUGCUGGUUGCCUCGUUCUGGAUGCCCUUCUCGCCUCGGUGGCUGAUCAUGAAGGGACGAGAGGACGAGGCGCUGGAAGUGCUCCGGAAGCUGCACGAGGGCGUCGAGGGAUACGAAGAGGACUUUUACGUCAAGGAGUUCCACCAGAUCAAGACGCAGUACCAGAUCGACAAGGCCAACAAGCUCGGCCUCGUCGCCAUCUUCAAGAAAAAGUCGUACCGGAAACGCAUGUACCUGAUUCUGUUGUUUGUGAGCUUCUGCCAGUUCACCGGCAUCAUCCCGCUCCAGAACUAUCAGGUCACAAUCUACACGAAGCUGGGGUUCACCAAUGUCUUCAGUCUGAUCCUGACAGGUAUUUGGGGGACCUUGGGUUGCUUGUCGACGAUUACCGCCAGCCAAAUUGUCGACAGGCUGGGUCGACGACAUCUGAUGUUUGUGUCAUACAGCUUCAUGAUCCCCGGGGGCAUCCUGCUGGUGGCCCUCUGGGCCAGCUUCGAAGCCACGCACAGCACCAACUUCUCGCUGGGCAAGGCCGUCAUCUUCGGCAUGUUCUUCUACGGCUUCGGCUACGGCGGCUUCAUGAACACCUUCUUCCCCGUCUACUGCACCGAGAUCAUGCCGACCAACAUCCGCGCCACGGGCACCGCGAGUGGCUACGCGCUCUUCAACCUCAUCGUCAUCAUGCUGGUCCAGGUGACACCCAUGGCCAUCGAGGCCAUCAGCUGGAAGUAUUUCAUGAUCUUUGUCAUCUGCGACGUCGUCUUCAUCGUCAUCUUUAUCCUGUUUUACCCGGAGACCAAGAAUAAGACGUUGGAGGAGAUCAGUGCCAUCUUUGGCGAUGAGGUCGCCGAGACGCUCGAAGAGGCCGGCCAACAUGUCAGCGAAGUCCUGCACGAGCACGAGCAUGACCACGAAAAGGCCGCGCAUCACGUCGACCACGUCGCCGUCAAGAGUGCGUGA